GCUUCUGAAUAUGAUUCCGCACCACUUCAAAGGCCUUCAAGUUUGGAUCCUAACGAAAGGCUUGAGCCUCUUUUGAAUGGGCUAAAUAUGGACAAUGCUGUCACUGCAGGCUUCGACCUGUGCGCAAAGUUCAGGGUGGUGUCGCGACCUAUGGGAGGCGGUUUUAUCGCAAAUACAGCGCAUACCAGAGUCAGAAUCGGACACGCAGAGCGUUCAAGUCGACGUAUUGGCUCGGUUCAUUUGCGACAACGUCGCCAAUCGCUUGACAGAGUCCACCGAUCUUCCCAUGGAGGAACGGUUUGAAAAAUGGCUUGGUCUUGGAGGGAGAAAUAAGAUCAUUCAAUCACCAUGGUCGACUUCGUCAGCGCACAGUCAUGGAGCCAGCUCCUCAUUCAACUUGUUAUCUCUAACGUCCUUUCUACGGACCGCGUUGUCAUACAUCUCUGCGGUGAAACGUGGAAGUCCAUUCCAACGACAGCUAAGAGUCCCCGGUUCAAUCCGUUGUUGCAGUCAAUACCAUUGCCGGGAUCUAUUGCUCUUCGAUGAUCCAUCGAUGAAAGCGAUUGACCUCGGAGCGACUCAGCGGCUUCUGGGCCAAAGAAUCGUUUUGUGUCGGACGGAAAACCUCAAGCCUCUGUUACAAGCCAUCGCAAGACUCGCCAAACUGGGCUCCACGGUCGAUCUGGGAGAUUCUGUUAAGAUAUCCUGUGGCGAGUUACUGCACGAUAUCUGUUCCAGCAAUUAUUUCCGGUCUCUGCUUCACGCCGUCUCGUGACGAUCCACAAAGUUUUUCGCGAUUAUUUCUCUGGUGGCUCACCUUUACCAACGGAAGAUUCGUCUUUGGUACAAGCUCUCCAAC
This is a messenger RNA of Cantharellus anzutake, 859 nucleotides long. RefSeq lists its product as uncharacterized. The coding region runs from base 95 to 775 and encodes 226 amino acids. The record is from RefSeq and is a predicted model, not a curated record. The transcript has 2 exons. NCBI's taxonomy places the organism in Eukaryota, Fungi, Basidiomycota, Agaricomycetes, Cantharellales, Hydnaceae.